GGAAAACAUUUCGUUCAAAUAUUGACCAUGUCUGAUUUUCAAAACAUUUCUGCUUUAAUGUCGAAAAAGGCUUCAAUGGAAGAUGAAUUAAACACUCUACAUAACGAAUUAAAAAUGAUAGGAACGAAUUUAACCGAAAAUUUAAUUGACAACGAGGGAUUCCCAAGAUCUGACAUUGACAUUUUAUCAACAAGAAUUGUCAGAAAUAAAAUUAAUUGUUUACAAAAUGAUUACAAGGAUUUAAUGAAAAUCAUUGAAAACAUUCUAUAUGAUUUGCAUUCACAUAAAAAUCAUGAAAUCGCUAAGGAAAUGGAAAAGCUAGAUAACUCUAUUACAAAAGAAGGUUUUCUAAAAAUAUCUUCAGUUGAAAAACAAUCUCCGGCCUUUAUUGCCGGUUUAAAACCAGGAGACGAAAUUUUACAAUUCGGAUCGAUGACAAAAAAUAAUUUUGAUGGUUUAUCAUCUGUGGCUCAAAUUGUUCAGCACAGUAAGAACAAAACUAUUCUUUUGAGAGUUCGGAGUGGAAGUGAGGUUAAAAUUCUGAAGCUAAAACCUAAAGAAUGGACUGGAAUAGGCUUGAUUGGAUGUCAUAUUAUUAUAAAAAAUUAA
Messenger RNA from Dimorphilus gyrociliatus, 609 nucleotides. NCBI's taxonomy places the organism in Eukaryota, Metazoa, Annelida, Polychaeta, Dinophilidae. The record is from the annotation of a GenBank genome assembly.